AAACCCACUCCCACGCCAUAACCGUCACCUCUCUCUCUCUCUCUCUCUCUCUCUCUCUCUCUCUCUUCACUUGUAUAUAACUCCCUCCGGUCUCCAUCUUCAUCUCCGUCACAGGGCAGGUAUCAGAGCUGUUUCCGAAGAGGAUCGCCAUGGAAAUGCUAGGGAAAACCAUUGGCAGCCUCGGUCACGCGGGUGGUAGCGGAGGAAACUCGAGCAUGAAACCGCCAAGACCAAUGCCGGUGAAGCGGAAGCGGGGUAGAAAGGGAGCUGAUGACCGGGGAAAUAAUGGAAGUGGGGAUCGUGAGAACUCGAUUGACUGCAAAACAGUUGCUGGGGGUGGUGGUACUGAGGAUGAUGCAGAGCUUGAGACUCACAUAUGGACGGAGAGGGAGCGCAGGAAGAAGAUGAGGGACCUGUUUAACAAUCUUCAUGCUUUGCUUCCUCAUCUCCCUGAUAAGGCAGAUAAAUCCAGCAUAGUAGACGAAGCCGUGAGCUACAUAAAAACACUGCAACAGUCCGUCGAAAUUCUGCAACAGCGAAAGCUCGAGAGGCUCCGGGGCACUGCUACCACCUUCAACUGUGGAAGUAGCCUAGCUGUUGAACCAUCAUGGGAACCGUUUGUGGGCGGUAAGGAGUUGCCGCCGCCCGUCGGAGAGAAUUCGGAAGCUUACUCGCAUUCAUACGAUUACAAAAUCCCAACAAGUCCUAUGAUAUCUCUGGCUGAUUGUAACUACUCUCACUUUAGGACAUGGCUUGCGGGGAAUGUGGUGGCGAGCAUGUGCGGAGACGAUGCGCAUAUCAGUGUGUGUUCGCUCAAGAAGCCGGGGCUGCUGACCACCAUUUUCUACAUACUGGACAAGCACAAGCUUGAUGUGAUCUCUACUCACAUUUCAUCUGAUCAGUAUCGUUGCAUGUAUAUGAUCCAUGCCCGCGGUGCUGGUGGGUCGUCUAAUCAAAUUCAAGAGGCAUCGACGGUGGAGGAAGUAUUCAAGUUGGCAGUAGAGGAAAUGAGUUUAUUGCUCUCCUCAUAUUGAUAUUCACAUAGCCUAAGUUGGUAAAGAACUAGAGUAUAUAGGGUAAGAUGAGAAACCUAUGGUUCAAAUCUUAUUCUCAUGAAAUAAAGAUUUUAUUUUUAUUUUUAUAUUUAACCCUUUUCUCAAUGGAAGAUUUAUGUAGAAAAUUAUGUACGAUGAAAGGGUUUGGCACUUUUCAACCCACCUUCUAUGAAGACUUCUCAAUAAGUGAACUCAUUGCUAUGCAUCCAAUAGUACUACUUAUUAUUUUGAGUGAA
Malania oleifera is the source of this 1291-nucleotide messenger RNA. RefSeq names its product transcription factor bHLH95-like. Gene Ontology annotation, molecular function: DNA-binding transcription factor activity; protein dimerization activity. The record is from RefSeq and is a predicted model, not a curated record. Lineage: Eukaryota; Viridiplantae; Streptophyta; Magnoliopsida; Santalales; Ximeniaceae. Gene Ontology annotation, biological process: endosperm development; regulation of DNA-templated transcription. The coding region runs from base 150 to 1034 and encodes 294 amino acids. The transcript has 3 exons.